AUGCCUCGGUAUACUGGACACUCCGCGUACCACUGGUACAUUUCACAGCGGUCGAAACUUGACCUGCAGCUGCCUCCCCUUCCUGCCCCCGACACUCGAGGCUAUACUCCCCUGUUCCUUGGCGAACGCUUUUGCCGUGCUCCUGACUGUGCAAAAGAGACCCCAGCGACGUCUACGAAUAACCUACGAAAGCAUUACAGCCAAAAGCACCCGAAUCUGAUCCUUAACGCGGUAGAAGGAAGACCCACAACUGAGGAAGAGGGUGCGGCUUUGAGAUUUUACGUCAGCCUUCGUGAUACGUACGAUACCCGGGUCCUUGCUAAACAGAGAGCUGCCGCUAUAAAUAAGCCAAAAAUUCCUCGAAAAAAGGAUGGUAGUAUUCACCUUACCGAUAUAAGGAAGAAAGUGAAAGACCUACAUGGCCAAGUCCCUUGUGAGCCUUGUAAGGAUACCAAUGAUCGUACUGGCUGCUGUCGUGAGGAAAAUAUAUCCCGUUGCGACAACUUUGACUACUUUGAUUCUGAUAAUCAAAGUGAGCUUAGUGACCCUCCAGAGGAAGAGGCAGAGGAACAAGAGGGGGAAGAGGAAGAGGAGGCGUAG
Messenger RNA from Penicillium vulpinum, 600 nucleotides. RefSeq lists its product as uncharacterized. Bases 1 to 600 code for a protein of 199 amino acids. The record is from RefSeq and is a predicted model, not a curated record. NCBI's taxonomy places the organism in Eukaryota, Fungi, Ascomycota, Eurotiomycetes, Eurotiales, Aspergillaceae. The transcript has 6 exons.